Molecule: messenger RNA, 893 nt
Organism: Lactuca sativa (garden lettuce)
Lineage: Eukaryota; Viridiplantae; Streptophyta; Magnoliopsida; Asterales; Asteraceae
Source: RefSeq, a predicted model, not a curated record
UCUAAAAAAAACACGCCGACACCAUAGCCUCUCUUUUUCUCGUCUCUCUCCCUUCUCAAACGAGUCAUCAUUUAUUCAAUUGAAGCUUCAAUCGCUCCCGUUACCGAUCGUUCUAUUCAAUCGAAGGUUCAAUCAGUAGGCUCAAUCGAUCGUUUUGUUCCCGUUACCGAUCAUUCGUUCAGCCGAUCGUUCAAUCAGUAUGCUUCAAUCAACACUCUCCGUUGCCAACACCGAGCGAUCUAACAGAUUGGGGUUGCGAAAUGGCCAUACACUCGGUUGAACUGAAACAGGGCCAAACGGGGCUCUGUAAUAUUAUUUUUUUUCUUUUUUCAAACGUCGAUACAUCGAUUUUGGUUCACAGGUUUAUAUGUUCAAUGUCCAUCUGUCUCCCUCACGAAUCAAGGAAUACCGUGUUAGAAUUUGGAUUCAUACGCAUUAGGUUGCUUUAUAUUCAAUUAACUCAAGGUGGAAAGAUUGAAGCUGAAGUUAAACUUACUGGAAUUUUGAGCUUAGGAGCAUUACAGCCAAGAGAAGUUAGAAAAUAUGGCACUACAAUUGCACGAGGACUAUUUGCACUAGUUAACCAACAUUUUUUUUGUUGCUUGAAUGGAUAUGGCAGUUGAUUGUAAGCCUGGAGAAGCAUACAAAAUAGAUGACGAAUCAAACUUUUUUAUCUAGUAUAACAAAUUACAUUGUUUACAUAUAUGAUAUUAUAUGAUACAAGUUUCUUUUGUAGGUUGUUGAAGUUGAUGUUAAAGUUGAAGAACCAGGAAAAGACGAUGUUUAUAGUUUGUUACUUUUGCUGUUUUUAUUGUUAAUUUUGCUAUUUUUAUUGUUACUUUUGCUUGUUUUUAUUGUUGAUGUUUUUGCUUUUAUGAAUUACAAUUUUAGUC